Molecule: messenger RNA, 1064 nt
Organism: Papaver somniferum (opium poppy)
Lineage: Eukaryota; Viridiplantae; Streptophyta; Magnoliopsida; Ranunculales; Papaveraceae
Exons: 3
Coding region: 158-913 (251 amino acids)
Source: RefSeq, a predicted model, not a curated record
UGUGUUUUUUUUUGGGUAGACACAGAGAACUAUCCAGGGUUUAAUUUGCAGUUCCAUGAUUUAGGGAUCGAAGCAGCAGCAAGAAUGUACGAGGCAGUAACAAAGUUUUAUAUCUGUAAUAAAGAUCACUUAGCACCAAUGAGUCCAUGUCCCCUCUAUGCCAAAUGUCGAAGUUGGGAAUAAUGGACCUGAUGGUGACAGUUUGGGCAAUCUUGGUGAUGUUGAUGAUGAAGCCUCCAUCCCUGCGCCUCAAGGUCAUGAAGUGAUAGUUGUCGAUGCCGUAGAGGUGGCAGAAACUCCAAUUGUGCCUGAGACAGUGGAACCCGAACCAAGAAUGGCAGAAACUGCUUCAUCUGAAGUCGCCCCCAUGAUUGUUGAUGCUGCUCCAGUGAUUGAGAAGCGUAUAAUAGUGCAUGAAUAUCCUAAUGCAGGGAUUGCUUUUUAUCCUCCAUUCGGUGAGACGCUCCCAAAUCACACGUUAGUUGGUGGAUUCAGUGUCCCCUCUGGGUACGUUGCUAUGUAUGAGAAGUUGUGGGAGAUGUAUGGCCACUUUGUUGUUACGAAGGAUCCAGAGCAUAGCUAUUUCUUGACAAGGCAAGUAGAGAUCAUAUUGCGUGUUAUAGAUGAUAUUCAUAACAGGUCCAGAAGUACUGUGACUCGAGAUGUACUCUUUGAUUGGGAGUACAACUUGAAGAAUUAUGAGAGACUUGGCUUUAACUUGAAGUGGCUUCGUCAGAAGAUCAAUACCAUCAAGGAUGCAGUAGUGGAGAACAUCCCUUAUAUUAGUGAAGCUGUGAUGAAGAAGAUGAUUGAAGUUGUAGAAUUGAUCAAAAAGCUGGAGUUGGAGAAAGCGGCUCUACAUGUCUUGGAGAAUGCUGAGAAGCAAAAAUCAUUCUUUGACGGCUUUCUUUAGUUUUCUUUCCAUAAUCUCAUGUACACUGAACUUCUGAGAGAUGUGAGAUUUUAUUUGGGUUUUGAUUUUUGAUAGGUUUUGAAUUCGAUUGAGGAUUUUCUUUUGGAUUUUGGAUUUGAUAGAUAUUUUUCUUAAAUAAAGAACUUUGAUA